AUGACUAUCACUGCUACAACUACAGCUUUAAGUCUACCCAAUGCCGAGGUAAAGACAUUCCAUAAUUAUCAAGUUGUAUUGCCAACUCAACUACCAAUAAAGCGAUUAUAUAAUCCUUUAAAAGAGCAACUCAUCCAACUGAUCAAACUACCCAAUGAUUUCAAUUCUAAAAAGAAACCCAAUGCCAACAAUACCAACAAUGAAAUACUUGUCAGGAUUAAAAUGUGUGGAAUUAAUUAUUUGUCUGAUUUUAAAUCAUCUGCUAUAAAUAAUAGUGUUAUUCAUAAACUGAGGAAACCUAUUGUACCGGGGAUGAGAAUAAUUUGUAAAAUUGAUAGUAUAAAAAAUAUCAAAUUUUUGAUUUUCCCAUUUACAACAUGUCAAUUGGAAAAUAUUCAUAACCAUCCUCAUCAUGUUCGUCAACAACCAUUAUCAAACAAAGUUGAUAGUAACAAUAAUACUAUUGCUAAUAAUUCUAAUUCUUCUAUUAAAAAUAAUUGUGAUUUGAUCUAUGGUAAAGAUAUUGAUGGUGGAUUACAGACUCAUUUAAGUGUGCCCAAAAGUUUGUUAAUCCCUAUUCCAUAUAACAUUAGUCUUCAUGAUGUUUGUUUUAUAUUUGAUAUAUUGUUACCAUUUUAUAAAUUUUUCCAAUUUGUGAAACCAGGGAAAACCAUUAUUUUAUUAAAUGAUAUCAAAAAAGAAUUGAAUGAGGUUUUAUUAAUUUUAAAAAUAUUCAAUAUUAAUUUUAAUUCGAUAAUUAUUAUUGAUGGUAAUUCUUUAUCACCUCGAUUCAAUAAUAAAUUUGAAACUGUUUAUUGUUUCAAUCGAAAUUUGAAACAUGAAGCCAUUAAUUAUUGUAUUUCUACCGGGUUACAAGCAACAAGAUCAAAAUAUACUGUGUUGACUAGUUUCCCUGUCAAUGUCAAUUCAAUGAUGGUUAAUCCUAAAACCCAUAAACGUCACAAUGCAAGUAUUGAUUCCAGUUUUAGUUCAAUUUCUACUUUAGCAUCCAAUACCAGUUUCAAAUCUGCAUCAAUGAUGAUGGGUGGUGCUGAUGUCAAUACCAAUACCACUACCACUACCACUACUACCACCAACACUGCUAGUAAUAACAAGUUUAAGAAUGAUAAAACUAUUAAAUAUAUGCAAUUGAAUUAUCAUGAUAAACCAUUAUGCAUUGAAGUUUUAAAGAUUUUAUCAGCCAUUAAUUUUGAAAGAGAAGAUCAAGAAAAGCAAAGAAACAAAGAGAAACAACAGCAAGACAAGCAACAAUCACCAGAAUUGGCUCAUGAUGGGAUUAUUGAUGAUUAUAAUUAUAAUUAUGUUGAUGAAUAUGAUGAAAAUAUCAAUGAAGAAAAAUGUCGACAACUUUUAAUAAAUGAUAAUGAUUCAUUGGUUCAUUCAACAAGUUCAACACAUACAGGGUCUUCAACCCUCCAAAUGCAUUCACAAACUGAAUCUGAUCCACAUGGUAGUAAUAAAAACCAUAUAAAGAAGAAUGAGAAAAAGGGGAAAAGAAGAAAAGUGACCACGAAAAAGUAUCAUCAUUAUUCUUGGAUAUGGUGUAAUAAAGAUGUUUAUUUGAAAAAUUAUUAUGAUUUAAAUGAUUAUGAUGUAAAUGAUUUAACCAAUGAUAUUGAUAAUAUUGAUAAUGAGAAAGAGAAAGAGAAAGAUUAUGAUUAUGACUAUGACUAUAAUUAUAAUUAUGAUGAAUAUGGAUAUAAUAGUAGUAAUUGUCACUAUCAUGAUGAUAGAUAUGAUGAUGAUGAAUAUGGCAUUGGUGAUAAUCAUCAAAAUAAAAUCAUUAAACAAAUGAAUCGAUUAUUACAAGAUGAUGUGAAUUUGAAUCGGGUUUGUUAUUUCAAUAGUGAUGAUCAUGACAAUGAUUAUGGAGAUGAUAUUUGUAAUUCUAAUGAUGAAGAAGAAGAAGGAGAAGAAGAAGUUGAUGGGAAUGGUGAUGAUGAUAAUAAUCGGUAUGAGAAUAAAAAUAGUGAUGGUAAUCAAGAAGAUGGCGAAGAUAAUAAGAGUAACAUCGAAGAUAGGAAUAGUAAUACAAGCUCUAGAUUGGGAAAUCGAACUUAUAAACGACAUCGUAAUCGAAAUUGGGCAAAGAAUAUUAAUGCUUGUAUAAUAUAA
This is a messenger RNA of Candida dubliniensis CD36, 2136 nucleotides long. RefSeq lists its product as uncharacterized. The record is from RefSeq and is a predicted model, not a curated record. The coding region runs from base 1 to 2136 and encodes 711 amino acids. The transcript has a single exon. NCBI's taxonomy places the organism in Eukaryota, Fungi, Ascomycota, Pichiomycetes, Serinales, Debaryomycetaceae.